Messenger RNA from Guillardia theta CCMP2712, 878 nucleotides. RefSeq lists its product as hypothetical. NCBI's taxonomy places the organism in Eukaryota, Cryptophyceae, Pyrenomonadales, Geminigeraceae. The record is from RefSeq and is a predicted model, not a curated record. The annotation marks the transcript as partial. The transcript has 6 exons. Gene Ontology annotation, molecular function: metal ion binding.
AGGAAUGCUGAGAUAAACCUCAACAGUGCAAGGCGAUUGCAAUAGAUCGAAACAGAAGCAAAAAUGUCCAAAUCGCGUGGCUCCAACAAAACAGUGUGUCGCAACUGGAAUGGGACUCCAGGCUCCUGUUCCUUCGGAAACAAUUGCAGAUUUCUGCACAGCGGCAACAACGACUCGGGUCGGUCCUCCACCAAGGAUCGCUGCAGAAACUGGAAUGGCACUCCAGGAUCCUGUCAGUUUGGCGAUCGAUGCAGGUUCCUGCAUUCUCAACCCGACGAUCCCUUCAGCUCCAACAACUCCUUCAACAACUCCUUUACGGCUGCCUCCAACCCCUUCGCCGCUGCCUCUAACCCCUUUGCUGCUGCCUCCAAUCCCUUCGCAAGCUCUGGAUUCAGCGGCAACGCAAACCCGUUCGGCAGCCCUGGCGGGGCUGUGGGUGCAACUCCGAAUGGCUUCGGGGCCAGUGGGUUCGGUACUGCCUCUGGCGGAGGUUUUGGAAGCAACCAAGGGUUUGGGAUGCAGCAAAGCAGUCCUGGCAAUCCGUUCCAACAGAAUCAAAACAACGCUUCAUCGUUUGCGAUGCAAGGCGGACAAAAUACCAAUUUGCCACAAGCGCUCAACACGCAUUUAAAUCCAAGCAGAAUCGCUCAAAAUCUGAUGGACUACAGGUCUUCUGCGAACAAGAUUUGGCCCAUAUCCUGUUUCACCCACAGAGAGGAUUGUCUCUCUGUUCCCUGCGAUGUCGAUGGCGAUGUUUCGCCGGAAGAGGCAACUUGGCUCUUCGCUCUAAAAUUUCUUGAUAUGCGUGACAGGUCCGUUGGGAAUACAUUAAAGUGGGAGGUAGAGGUUGCGAUGGAAAUUCGAGUGCAGCAUCGAAC